This is a messenger RNA of Macadamia integrifolia, 900 nucleotides long. RefSeq names its product mitochondrial pyruvate carrier 1-like. The coding region runs from base 249 to 572 and encodes 107 amino acids. The transcript is spliced from 5 exons. Gene Ontology annotation, biological process: pyruvate import into mitochondria. The record is from RefSeq and is a predicted model, not a curated record. NCBI's taxonomy places the organism in Eukaryota, Viridiplantae, Streptophyta, Magnoliopsida, Proteales, Proteaceae. Gene Ontology annotation, cellular component: mitochondrial inner membrane.
GCAGGGGAAGGAAGACAAGGAUUCGGGGAGGAGUUGACUUCUCCACCACUCCAGCAAUUCCUGAAUUCUUCUUCCUUUCUCUUUUGAAGUCCAAUCCAGCGACGCUCCUCCUCACUCCCCGCUUCUCUCUUUCAAAGCGUUGAAGGUGAAGAAUCUCUGUUCUUGUAUCUUCUUUUGGCCCUCUUUUUUCCCCCUCCUCUUUAUGAUUGCCAAAGAAAAAACGGUUCCUAAGAAAGAAUCAGUCGAAAAUGUCACCCUUUCGAGCUUUCUGGAACAGCCCAGUGGGUCCAAAAACAACUCACUUUUGGGGGCCUAUUUCUAAUUGGGGACUUGUUGCUUCUGGAUUGGCAGAUACACAGAAACCCCCAGAGAUGAUAUCUGGCAACAUGACUGGAGCAAUGUGUGUAUGUUCAGCAUUGCUCAUGAGGUUCGCAUGGAUGGUGCAGCCCCGCAAUUAUCUGCUUCUAGUAUGCCAUGCCUCCAAUGAGACAGUGCAGCUCUAUCAGCUUUCUCGUUUUGUGAAGGCCCAGGGGUACUUGGACCAAAAGAAAGAGGAAGCUAAAGAACAGUAGCUUGUGGAUCAUGCUUUCUUCUACCCCUUUAGUUAGGGGCUCUUGCUUGAUCUCCUGCAGACACUCUAAUGCCGAUACCUAAAAUCAUAUUUUCGUAGGCGAGUCGAACGUAGGCACAUAGACCUCAAACCAUUACUCACAAUGGACUUGAUACUUGAUACUUGGUAAAAAGACUGAACUACCCCGGUUGAAGAUGCUUGCGCCCCCAUUGGUCAAGAAUGCUGCGUGAUGUUAGGUUAGCAUUCUAUAUAUCAACCUUUGUCUUAUUAGUGUGCUCCCUAUAAUAGUCAAAAAACAUAUUUUAAAUUGAAUCUAGGGUAUUUUUAUC